Molecule: messenger RNA, 2151 nt
Organism: Ogataea angusta
Lineage: Eukaryota; Fungi; Ascomycota; Pichiomycetes; Pichiales; Pichiaceae
Exons: 1
Coding region: 1-2151 (716 amino acids)
Biological process (GO): protein deubiquitination
Molecular function (GO): cysteine-type deubiquitinase activity
Source: RefSeq, a predicted model, not a curated record
AUGAUCUCGUCUGAAGAGAAUAUAUCAGCACAGCAAAAGAGUCAACUAGCUCCAUUCGUGGAUAGAAUACUAGCUAGUCCCCUGAAUUUUCAGCGUGCAAAGCACCCAGAUAAAGUUGCAUUGAGACCAUCUACGUAUAUUGCCUUCAAAAGCUCCAAACUCCGCAAAAAGGAGAAAUUGGGAUUCAAGCCUAUAGACGAUCUCACCUCUUCGAAGCCGUCAAAGGAAGACACGAUGCCAAGACCGAAAUCGAUGGCUGAGGCGGUAGCUCUUUACACCGGUAAAAGAUAUCUAUCGAAGAAACAGAAAAAAGAGCUCGAAGAGAAACCAAUCAAGAAACAAAAAGUGCAAGAGCCGAAGGACAAUAAGGAGCCGGUACUCUCUGACAGUGAAUACACCAAAGACGCUGCUGGAGAUGAAGAAAGUAGUGACGAGAAUUUUCAGACGGCCGACGAGAAAGAUGAUGAGGAUAAUGAUGAUGACGAUGAAGGCUCGGCAAGUUUCUCAGAUGAGUCAGAUGAGGAGGCGGAAGACAUGGAGCAGCUGAAAAGAGACUUGAAGGAAGAUAUUCACAAGGGACUUGACGAGGAAGAUGAGGAGCUGGACAGUGAUGCUCUACGUCAGAUCAAGGCCGAAAUAGAUACCAAAGACGAAGAUUUCAGUAUUCCACCCAAGGGCAAAGAAACUCCACCGACUUCUCCUGAGGAUCAGGUGGAUUUGGUCAAAGGCGAACUUGUGCAUUCCAAGUACGAUGACUCGGAAUUCUAUGAUUUUGACGAGAAUUAUAAUGAUCAGGGGUCGAAUGGUUCCGUUAGGAUCUACAAGUCCUGGAGAGAAUUCAAGAACAAGCCAGGUCCCUUGGGACUACUAAAUCAUGGCGUGACGUGCUAUAUGAAUUCCGCAGUUCAGGCCAUGUGUCAUAUCCCUGCUGUUCUGCAUUAUCUCGUCGAUGUCCACAAUCACAAGUACAAAGACUCGAUUAAUCCAACUUCUGUUACUCAAAUUUUGGCUGAUACCGUCGCCAAAAUGUACAAGUUGGAUAAUAAGGGAGAAAAGAAAGUGCGCACAAUCAAUCCUAAACGUCUCAUCAAACGGUUGGGAGACAUCAAUUGCAUGAUGUCGGAAUGGCAGCAAGAAGACUCCCAUGAGUACUUCAUGUCGCUGAUGUCUCGUCUCCAAGAGGACUCAACUCCAAAAGGCGUCAAACUGAACCAAAGCAUAAUAUAUGACAUUUUCGGAGGGCUUCUUAGCCAAUCGGUCACUUGCAAGAACUGUGGCCAUAUUUCCACAACUGCUCAGGAAUUUUACGACCUAUCGCUUGGUCUGGACAACGUCAAAAAGAGAAACAGCAGCUUGCUGGAUCCUCAACAGCUGUUUGAACUCAAGAAUAAAAUAGAAGCAGCCAAAUCUAGUGAACCCGAUGCAAAGAACAAGCUCUCCGAUUUCUUGAAGCAGAAAAUUUUGCUCGCACAAGAAGAGAGAAGAAGCCGUUCUCAAACACCAGAAGCUUCAGAUUCACAAAAUUCGAAUUCUCAGUUCUCGGAAACCAACGACAGCGAAAAGUCAAGCCAGCUUCCUGACCGUCCGCAGUCUCCGCCAUCAUAUAAGUAUUCCCUGGAGAAUUCCAUCAGGGACUUCUUCUCGCCUGAACUCCUAAAGACCGACAAAAAGGACAAGUCGGGCUACACAUGCGAGAAUUGUAAGAAGACCACUAAUGCGAUCAAAAUUUCCACCAUUGAGCGUGCCCCAGAGACAUUGACCGUCCACCUCAAACGUUUCCGUUUCAACGGUUCCUCGUCAAUGAAGGUCAAGGCAAACGUGACAUAUCCAGAAACCCUGGACCUAUCAGAAUACACAACCUCAAUGAAUUCUCCAACAAAGUACAAGUUGAGCUCGGUAAUAGUUCAUCAGGGACGCUCAGUGUCUUCUGGCCACUAUAUAGCUCAUUGCAGACAACCAGAUGGAUCUUGGGCUACAUAUGAUGACGAGUUCAUCAAUAAGAUCAAGGCCAGUGAUGCGUUGAGCGAUGAUAGCGCAUAUGUUCUCUUUUACUCCAGACUCACUCACAAGUCGAUCGGCGACAGAAAGAGAAAGUCCUCUGCUAGGAACGAAAAGUCCAAGAAAAGGUUCAAGAGCAAUGAUUCUAGAUGA